Messenger RNA from Penicillium antarcticum, 1089 nucleotides. RefSeq names its product FPP/GGPP synthase family protein. Gene Ontology annotation, molecular function: prenyltransferase activity. The record is from RefSeq and is a predicted model, not a curated record. NCBI's taxonomy places the organism in Eukaryota, Fungi, Ascomycota, Eurotiomycetes, Eurotiales, Aspergillaceae. The transcript is spliced from 2 exons. Gene Ontology annotation, biological process: isoprenoid biosynthetic process. The coding region runs from base 1 to 1089 and encodes 362 amino acids.
AUGAAUGCAACGUCACCACCAAGUCCUCCCCCACGCACCAGCUCCAUGGGCGCAACAAAUGGGGGGAGCCCAUCACACCGACACCGAUCAUCAACAGGAGAACCAUCCAAACACCGUCGCAACAAGUCCAGCGUCGAUGGCACCAAAUACAAGGAUGGAACGUGGUCGGCCAAAAACGAAAAGAUCCUGAUCGGCCCGUACGACUACAUGCACGAGCACCCCGGGAAGGAUGUACGGCGACAACUCAUCCAAGCUUUCAAUUCCUGGCUGCAGGUCCCACCAGAGAGCUUGGUGAUCAUCACCAAGGUAGUGACCAUGUUACACACGGCGUCUCUUCUAAUCGACGACGUCGAAGACAACUCUAUCCUCCGCCGCGGCAUCCCCGUCGCACACAACAUCUUCGGCACAGCACAAACAAUCAACUCCGCCAACUACGUGUACUUCCAAGCCCUACAAGAAGUCCAACAACUCAACAACCCCCUCGCAAUGGACAUCUACAUAAAAGAAAUGCUUAACCUACACCGUGGCCAAGGAAUGGACCUCUUCUGGCGCGACACACUCACCUGCCCAACAGAGGACGAGUACCUAGAAAUGGUAGGCAACAAAACAGGCGGACUAUUCCGACUUGCCGUGAAACUCAUGCAAGCCGAAAGUCAGACAGACAAAGACUGCGUGGCGCUGGUGAAUGUCAUGGGACUGAUCUUUCAGAUCUGCGACGAUUACCUCAAUCUGUCGAAUACGACAUACACGCAGAAUAAGGGGCUCUGUGAGGAUUUGACCGAGGGCAAGUUCUCGUAUCCUAUUAUUCAUAGUAUUCGUUCCAACUCGUCGAAUCAUCAGCUGCUUAAUAUUCUGAAGCAGAAAACUAAGGAUGAUGAGGUUAAAAGGUAUGCUGUGCAGUAUAUGCAGAGUACUGGUAGUUUUGGACAUACGCGGCAGGUUGUGAGUGAUUUGAGAGAUAAGGCGUUGAGUUUGAUUGAGGCUAUUGAUGAGACGCCGAGGAUUAAUGGGGCUGGGGAUGGACAGUUAGUGCGUGCUAUUGUGGAUAAGAUUGUCGAGUCCACGUUGGCCGAUCCCAGUGCGCAUUGA